This is a messenger RNA of Armigeres subalbatus, 2524 nucleotides long. RefSeq names its product dual specificity protein kinase Ttk (gene Mps1). Gene Ontology annotation, molecular function: ATP binding; protein serine/threonine/tyrosine kinase activity; protein serine/threonine kinase activity. NCBI's taxonomy places the organism in Eukaryota, Metazoa, Arthropoda, Insecta, Diptera, Culicidae. The coding region runs from base 244 to 2250 and encodes 668 amino acids. Gene Ontology annotation, cellular component: nucleus; kinetochore. The record is from RefSeq and is a predicted model, not a curated record. The transcript has 5 exons. Gene Ontology annotation, biological process: protein localization to kinetochore; chromosome segregation; mitotic spindle assembly checkpoint signaling.
GAAGAGGCGAUGCACGCACUGUCAAAACAUACUCGUUUAUUCGCGGUUAAUCGAAAGCGAAAAGUUUUAACAGCCGUUUUGUUACUGAAGGUUGUUUUUUUAAUUUAUUUAGGAGUUUUCUCGUGCAAGGUUUUAUUCGGCAAUGUACAUUGGCAUCAGUGGCUUAAAAUACGUGUUGGUGUAAAAUAAGUAAAAUAAAUAAUCAAAAAUACGCAUAACGAUUCGCUCCGAAAGUGCAAAACCAUGUCAUUGUUCCAUCCGGCAAAGCGGCUGAGCGGCAGUGGACAAGACACUGAUUUUAACCAGGAUGAGGAUGUUCCGGAUAGCUGUGACGUUUUGCAUUCGUCCGGAAGUGGGUCGCUCAGCAAUAGCAUCUCUGGCAGGGAUAAGGAAUGCUCAGACGAAUUUUCCAGGAGAGCUACUAGGAGCAUUCAGCCGAAAAGGGUUUCCGAGCUACCUCCAUUGGAAUCGGAAUCGGAUUCGGAUGAUGACAACAAUUUGAACUGCGCUAUUUUGAACGAUUCGUUCCUCUUGACUCCAUCGAAAAACGUCGACGAUAUGGAUAGUGCUCAGAAACCAUCAAAAGCAAUGCCUAGUCCUGACCACAAGGAAAAUGUACAUGCUCGCAAGAAGCUAGAGGAUAAAAUGAACAAUGCUAAAGACCCCGAACCGCAGGAAGCAAAGAUUUUAAAGCGUGUUCCUUUAUUAGACAGGCGUCAGCUUGAGAAGCAGUUUUCGCUUCUUUCCCAGAGUGCUUCAAGAUUAUCGAGGGCGAGGGAUUCAGGGAUCAACAGUACUACCUCGUCAGUUCUUUCUGCAACAGAACAGGUGACAGAGAUCGAAGUAAAGCCCAUCAACAAGAACGAGACGGAAGAGCAAGAUUUGGGCCGAAGCCUUCGAGAGCAGAAAAUGCCAUCUCCACCCAAGGAUCAUCUGUUCGUAACUCCACGAGAGAAAUUUCCUCAAAGUCACGUACGGGGAAUGUCGUCACGGGCAAUUACUUCCACUACAAAUCGUAAAUCCCGGAAUACGUUGCAAAACGAAUUCAAAUCUCAGAAGAUUCUCUUUGCUACUCCUUUGGCCACAGGUUUGCCCCGGCCUCCGAUGGGUGCGAAUGAUAGUUUAUCGCUAUCGCUGGUGGACACACCAAUUAAGUCGAAAGAUAGACCGUUGUCGCCGAUUGUAGAGCAGCAACAAGUACGACCCGCAAAACGUUCAACAGAUGAUCUAUUCCCGGCAACUCCCGGACCAGAAAAGCGCCUAUCACCGGAACCAACACCUCGGACAACGAAAGAUGUUGCGCCACCUGUAGUCACGAUGGAGGAACUUCGGCCGGUUGAUCAAUCACAAGCCAAACCGUUCCCUGUGAUCGCGAUAAACGGUAAGGAAUAUCAAGUGCUGAAAAAGUUAGGAUCCGGUGGAUCAAGUUCCGUGUUUUUGGCCAAGCAGAUGGAAACCGGUAUCGAGUGCGCCUUGAAGUUAGUCAAUCUUGAAGGUGACGCAAGCCUUGUAGAGGGUUAUUUAAACGAGACAAAGUUGUUAGCCAAAUUACAAGGAAAUGAAAAUGUAGUAGCCCUCCACGAUUACUGUCACCAUCCCGAAGCGAAUCAACUCUUUCUUGUGAUGGAAAAGGGAGACUGCGAUCUCCACAAAAUUCUUCAAAACUACCGUAAGGACAUCCCACUGUAUACGCUGAUGCAGGUUUGGUAUCAAAUGGUGCAAUGCGUGCAUUACAUUCACGAGCACGGAGUCAUCCAUCUGGAUCUGAAACCCGCUAAUUUUCUCAUGGUCAAAGGACGCCUCAAGCUGAUCGACUUCGGCAUUGCCAGCAACAUUGCUUUCGAUUCCACUAGUAUUAUGAAGUUCUCCCAGGCCGGUACCUUCAAUUACAUCAGCCCAGAAGCCCUGAUCGACACAUCGACGGAAUCCAGUCCUGCCACUUCGCAGCCCAAGAUCAAGAUGUCGAAAAAGUCCGACAUCUGGUCGCUGGGAUGCAUCCUGUAUCUGUUGCUGUACAAGAAGACUCCAUUCGCCCACAUCAAGAACAUACACAACAAGGUAAGCAUCAUCACAAAUCCCCAUACGGUGAUUGAGUAUCCUCCGCUACCGAUCUACUACCCGGCCAUGCUGCUGGAGAUGCUGCAGAGGUGCCUCAGGUAUGACCCGAAAUCCAGGGCUUCGACGGCGGAAUUGCUGCAGUAUCCAUUCGACAUGGUGAUACCGCUUCCGAAUGGAGAAGCGCCCAAGUGAUUACGACAACGAUGACAUGCGAUUGUAAGUUUGCACCUAAGUUAUCUUCAUUUGAUGCAUGCCAGUGUGGGGCGGCGAUGCAUAGUUUUGCUAGCAUUUUAGUCCGGAAAUAUUUAUUACGUAUAGAUAUUGCUUAUUAUAUUACGAAACUAACACAGUAACUUAAGUCUCAAACAGAUUGUAUUUCUAUUUGAUGCAUUUUCCAAGGUGUAUAUAUAAAAAGAUUUAUUACAAACGGAUCCUCGUAGUUCUGUUUCAAGUAUACCUAGUUCUA